AUGACCAUCGACAAUAACAAGCGUCCCCUCGAUGAGGAUGAGCCAGCCCAGGUAGCUGGCCCCGUGAAGAAGCCCAAGACCGACGACGAGGGCGAGGAAGGCGAGGUCGAAGCGACUAAUGUCGCUGAGCUCGGGGAGGGGUGGGAGGAGUCGACUGAGGAGACGGACGACGAGGACGACGAGUCGACUGAGGUGACGGACGAGGACGACGAGUCGACUGAGGUGACGGACGACGAGGACGACGAGGGCUACGAGAACCACGAAGAUGAUUACGAGGAGUCGAUCGCAGAGUCAAAGAACGAUGAUGACAGCGACUCGGAGGUGGACGAGUACGACACGACCGACGAUGUGGACGACCUUGACCUCGCCCCCCAGACCACGGACCCUUGGAUGCAAUGGGCUUCUGCCCUGGAGGCCUGUAACAAGGCUAGGUGGGCUAAGGCCUGGGCAUACCAGCUCAAGGAGACGGCUGUUUCCCACAACAACACGACGACCGUCACCAUCACCGCGGAACUUCGAACGUGGCGCGAGCCUCGGGACAUCAUGCACACCGCCGUCGCCCAUUUCCACCACUGCUGCGCGGCGUACGACCAUUACAAGGCCAUCGAGAAGGCAGAGGAGCAAGCCUACCUCAAGAGCAUCGGCAUUAGCAACGGAGUCCACUCCACCCCGUGGACCUGGGUCCAUGUGGCCCCGACCAACGUGUCCGACUUCGACUUCGACGCCAGCAAGUACCCUGGCUCAAGUGACGAGUUCAAGACCCUCCUCCGCCGCCUGUCCGCUUCAAUCAAGGGCAAGGUGGCUACCGGUGCCUAA
Vanrija pseudolonga is the source of this 816-nucleotide messenger RNA. RefSeq lists its product as uncharacterized. The transcript is spliced from 2 exons. The coding region runs from base 1 to 816 and encodes 271 amino acids. Lineage: Eukaryota; Fungi; Basidiomycota; Tremellomycetes; Trichosporonales; Trichosporonaceae. The record is from RefSeq and is a predicted model, not a curated record.